Messenger RNA from Aspergillus wentii DTO 134E9, 2124 nucleotides. RefSeq lists its product as uncharacterized. The record is from RefSeq and is a predicted model, not a curated record. The transcript is spliced from 4 exons. Gene Ontology annotation, cellular component: Sin3-type complex. NCBI's taxonomy places the organism in Eukaryota, Fungi, Ascomycota, Eurotiomycetes, Eurotiales, Aspergillaceae. Gene Ontology annotation, molecular function: histone deacetylase binding. Gene Ontology annotation, biological process: negative regulation of transcription by RNA polymerase II. Bases 1 to 2124 code for a protein of 707 amino acids.
AUGGAGGUGGCCGAAAGCAGAGAGCCUGGCUCAGUUGGUCCACCAACGGGGGCAGAAUCCACAGUCACAAAUGGGGAUCAAAAUCCUCUUCUCGAUGACUCACUCAUGGAUGACCGGUCGAGUAGUCUGAGCGAAAUUGACUACGUCUCAGAAAAUGAGCCUUCCGACUACGAACCUGUGAAGCCGGAGAAGACGGUGCCCGAAAAUGAUUCCGAGGCCGAAACAGAGCGGAUCGAAGACUCUCCACACAGUGCUCGCUGGAGAAAAGAUAUUGUUCUGAGUGCAGCGAGUAGCCAUGGACCCAGCCCCAGCAAGUUGGCCCAGUCGACUACCUACGAAGAAGCCGAGGAUGAUGAAGACGACGAGGAGCAUGUCGCGGAUGAUUCUCCCAGCAAACCUCGUUCAAAAAGCAACGGGGUUGCCGAGGCUACUGAUGAAACCCCCGGCCUGGAGGAUUCCACAUUGUCAGACAGCUUGAGCAAGAAGCGCAAGCGCUUUGAGACUGGCGGUGAUGAUACAGGGACAGAAUUUGGCGAAGAUGAACCGCCCAAUAAGCGUCGCGGCUCUGUCAAGAGUGAUUUGAGCGACCCUCCCGCGGAUACUUUAACACCGGAACCAUUUGAAGAGCCGCCGAAGCCCACCGAAGAUGAUACGCCAGCAGAUGAAGUCCCCGAGUCGGAUCUACCUGCAGCUCCCGUAAAGGGCAAAAAGGGUAAAAAGGGCAAACGAAAGACACGGAAGACCAGAGAUCUGGAGGAGGAAACCGAGGUUGGUGGUGCCGUUGAGGGUCCUGAGGGUGGUGCGGAUGAUCAUCUAGAAGAUGACGACACCGCCGAACGAGGCGAGGAAGUAGAUGACGCUGAAGCCGCGGCAAAGCAUGAGGAAGAAUCAAAGAAGAUGUCUGCCAUGGAGUCCUUGACGGUAUUAGAACGAGAAUUUGCGACGCUGCGUGACAAGAUCUAUGACGAAAAAAUAUUUAAGCUCAAUCGUGAGCUAGAGAUGCUCACGGGACCCAAUCCUACCCAUCCCGAGUACCUACGUCAGCUUGAGUGUGUCCAGCGCUAUCGUGACGCAAAGGUCAACUACGAACACACUCUUUUCCAAUACCGGCUGAAGGCUCUGUUGAACAAGAGCCUUGCGGAGCGAGCGCAGACACAUAGUACCUUCUUCCAGCGUGCCCGGGAUAUUCGUGAAAGGCAUUCAAGUGCAAUCAGCCAGCAAUUCUAUGCCAUCCAACAUGAUCGUUUCAAGACAGAAGAGAUCAGCCCGCAUCAUUACAUUCCAUUCCCCACUCGCCGGUCCCAGCAGAUUGCGCAUCAAACUGCAUAUAAUCAGGAGGUGUCCGUGAUGGCCGGUGUCGCCAAAUACGUCGGUUUUCCGGCCGCUCCCUCUUUGGCUCCCGCACGCCCCUCCGAGCUCGAUGAUGACCUGGAAAAGAUGGGAAUUUCCGUUGAGCCGAGAAUUUCUGCUUCACAGCCCUCGGCGUCAUCGUCUCUACCGCGUGGUGCCAUGUCGGCCCUAUCUUCCAAUGCUUUCCGCACGGCUGCAGAAGAAGCUUUUCUGGAGCAAACUCCAUGGGCCAAUCCGCAACAUCCUGUUCACCAGCAGCAAACGCAGACCAGGCCUCAAGGUCGAGUAUUCGAGCAUCCACGAGCCCCCUCGUACACAACACCGGCCGCCCAGAAGCGGGUAGUUGAUGUCAAUGCCCCCAACGGGUCGGCAUCCACCAUCGCGGAGAACCCGUCCGCAACCAAUUCGCCAGCGAACAACACUCCCUAUGGUACGGAACAGGAACAGCCGCACCUCAAUAAUGGACACUUUGUGCAACCCGACUAUGACGCGGACCGAAAAUCAGGGUUCCGAUCACAAAGCUCCUCUCCGCUGGAUAUGCGGAAACCCCAUCCACACUUGAACCAUGCCCUCGGCCAUCGAUCUCCUCCCGAGAUGCGGCCGGACAACGCACGAAAUAAUGCCUACUCACCACCACCCGCACGGCUGGGGCUUUUCCAUGCAGCCGCCUCAAAACGCGAUUCCUCACCAUCACUGUCUAAACCUGCCAAUUCUGUUCAUCAGUCGACGGGAGUCGGCACUGGUCCUGCCUCGAAUCAGAUGGCUGCUCGAUAG